This is a messenger RNA of Venturia canescens, 3475 nucleotides long. Its product is annotated as RNA cytidine acetyltransferase l(1)G0020. Gene Ontology annotation, cellular component: 90S preribosome; nucleolus. NCBI's taxonomy places the organism in Eukaryota, Metazoa, Arthropoda, Insecta, Hymenoptera, Ichneumonidae. Gene Ontology annotation, biological process: rRNA acetylation involved in maturation of SSU-rRNA. Gene Ontology annotation, molecular function: 18S rRNA cytidine N-acetyltransferase activity; tRNA binding; ATP binding. The record is from RefSeq and is a predicted model, not a curated record. Bases 151 to 3129 code for a protein of 992 amino acids. The transcript has 13 exons.
UACUAUCGCGAUUGCGCACACGUGCCAGCGAUUUAUAACCUCAAAACGUACUCUGCCCAAAGUCCCAAAGUAUAUGAAAUCAAUUGGCAGUGUUAGAAUAGUUAUAAAAUAGAAAUUUUUAUUAAUCCUUUUUAGGAUUUGAGCUUCAGUAUGGUUCGUAAAAAGAUUGACAACCGUAUACGAGUUUUAAUCGAAAAUGGAGUUAUCAGUGGACACAGAACAAUGUUCGUUAUUGUUGGAGAAAAAGCGAGGGAUCAGGUUGUUCUUCUCCAUCACAUGUUAUCGAAAUCCGUCGUUAAAGCACGACCCUCCGUUCUAUGGUGUUAUAAAAAAGAGUUGGGGUUCAGUAGCCAUCGCAAAAAACGUAUGAAAUCCAUUCAGAAAAAAGUUAAAGCAGGGAAACUUGAUGUCAACGAGGACGACCCUUUCGAAUUGUUUGUUGUAUCAACAAACAUCCGUUACUGUUAUUAUAACGAGACACAUAAAAUUUUAGGAAACACAUACGGAAUGUGUGUCCUUCAGGAUUUUGAAGCUCUCACACCAAAUCUCUUGGCUCGUACUAUAGAAACUGUGGAAGGUGGAGGAGUGAUAAUAUUACUGUUACAAUCCGUUACGUCUUUGAAAAAAUUGUAUACAAUGAGCAUGGAUGUUCAUCAGCGUUUUCGGACCGAGGCACAUCAGGAUGUAGUCUGUAGAUUCAACGAAAGAUUUUUAUUGUCCCUUGCUUCUUGCGACCGUUGUCUCGUUGUGGAUGAUCAACUACGAGUUUUACCAAUAUCGUCGCAAAACUUGAAAAUAGAAGCCCUGCCAAAAGGUGAAACUACGAGCGAGGAACAAGCUGAGCUUGAAACGCUAAAGGAAAGUUUCAAGGACACACAGCCAGUUUCAUCACUGAUAAACUGCUGCAAAACGGUUGAUCAGGCCAAAGCUCUUCUCAAAUUCAUCGAAACGAUAUCCGAAAAGACUUUAAGAUCAACCGUUUCGUUAACCGCGGCGAGAGGUCGUGGAAAAUCUGCGACUCUUGGUCUCGCCAUCGCCGGAGCUGUCGCUUUCGGAUACUCGAACAUUUACAUCUCAAGUCCAAGUCCAGAAAAUUUGAACACGUUGUUCGAGUUUGUUUUCAAAGGUUUCGAUGCUCUGGCUUACCAGGAACAUCUCGAUUACGGCCUGGUUCAAUCAACAAAUCCAGAAUUCAAUAAAGCGACUGUCCGCGUCAACGUUUUUCGAGAUCACAGACAAACGAUCCAGUACAUCCAUCCAACGGACGUACACAAAUUGAGUCAAGCGGAAUUGCUCGUAAUUGACGAAGCAGCAGCGAUUCCGCUGCCUUACGUCAAAGCGAUGCUCGGCCCUUAUCUUGUUUUCCUUUCCUCGACGAUCAACGGCUACGAGGGUACAGGACGUUCUCUUUCUCUCAAAUUGUUGCAACAACUGAGAUCUCAAACUACCACACCGAAUCAUCAGGAUAAAUCCGACAAAUCGAAAUCGGAAAAAUCUCUUCUCGGUCGACAACUUUACGAGCUUACGCUCGACGAAUCUAUUCGUUACAAACCCGGCGACGCCGUCGAAGAGUGGCUCACAAAUUUACUCUGCCUCGAUGCCAUGACUCACGCGCCGAUCCUUUCCGGAUGUCCACCGCCCGACAUUUGCCAAUUGUAUUAUAUCAAUCGAGAUACUCUUUUCUCGUAUCACAAAGCCUCAGAGUUGUUUCUUCAAAGACUUGUCGCACUUUACGUCGCUUCUCACUACAAGAAUAGUCCAAACGAUCUCCAAAUGAUGUCGGACGCACCAGCUCAUCACCUCUUCUGUCUCCUUGGCCCGGUCGAUCCCAACAGAAAAUCUCUGCCCGAAAUUUUGGUGGUUAUACAAGUAUGUCUGGAAGGCGAAGUCAGCAAAGAAACGAUAGCCGAUGGAUUGGGACGGGGACGAAGAGCCGCAGGUGAUCUUAUACCGUGGACAAUCGCGCAGCAGUAUCAGGACAAUGAUUUUCCAAGAUUAGCUGGCGCUCGGAUCGUGCGUUUAGCUACGCAUCCUGAUUAUCAAGGCAUGGGUUACGGAAGUCGAGCUAUGGAAUUACUCAGACAAUAUUACGAAAUGAAAAUACCGAAUCUCGAUGAAAAAUCUGACGAGGCAGCGAGCACGGAAAUUUCUCGAAUUGCGGACGAACAUUUGGACCUUCUCGAGGAAACAAUCGAACCCAGAGCAUCUCUGCCACCACUUCUGCUCAAAUUGACUGAACGACGACCCGAAAGUUUGGACUACAUUGGCGUGUCUUACGGACUGACGGAGCCUCUUUUAAAAUUCUGGAAAAGAUCAAACUUCGUUCCGGUUUAUCUGAGGCAAACUGCAAAUGACAUAACUGCUGAACAUUCAUGCAUAAUGCUGUGCAAAAUCGUUUCGGACGAAGACAAAGACUUUGGAUGGCUCGAGGCUUAUUGGAAAGAUUUUCGACGAAGAUUUACUACCCUUCUGUCGUACUCUUUCAAUAACUAUUCCCCGUCUUUAGCUCUCGGGAUUCUCACGAAUAAAGCUGUUAAAUCUACGAACACAGUUAUCAAAAAAGAAAUGUUGGACGCAUUCUUCACGCCUUACGAUCUGAAGCGUUUGGGAAUGUACAGUAAUAAUAUGGCUGAUUAUCAUUUGAUAAUGGAUUUGUUGCCGCCUCUGGCACGUCUGUAUUUCCUCAAUUUGAUGGGAGAGACGCACUUUUCACCGGUUCAAGCGGCAAUACUUCUCGGGCUGGGUCUUCAACACAAAACGGUGGACAAGCUCGCGGAAGAAUUGGAUUUGCCAUCGUCACAAUUGCUCGGUUUGUUUAACCGAGUUGUACGAAAGUCGAUGCAAUUCCUGAACGGCGUAGCCGAGGAAUUUGUUGAAAGUACGAUGAUGAGAAGCGAAAGAUCAAACGACGAGAUACGUGUCGAUGCGGAAAAGGGAAAAAGCAUGAACGCCGAGUUGGAAGCCGCAGCUAAGGAACUUCAAGCCAAACAACGUGCCGAAUUAGCCAAAUUAAAACAGGAAAAUUUGAAGCAGUACGCGAUAAAAGGCACCGACGAAGAUUGGGACAACGUUCUCAAAAGCAAUUCCAGCAAAUCUCUCAUCUCGAUAAAGAGCGAAUCACUGCCAUAACUCGCCAUCAAACUGGCGAGGCCAGAUUUGUUUUCAAUCACUGGAGAAACUUUAUUUUCCACGAGGAUAUUUUCCUUUUGAGGUUUUUCUGGUGUUGGAGGAAGCGACUCACUGCAUUGAACUGGAACAUUUUCAUCUUCGUCGUCAGAAAUUUGGCACGUCACAUGAAGAAACUCGUCGUCCUCCAUUUGUUCAAUUUCGGGCUCUUCAUCUUCAUUCUCAUCAACGAUUUCACGCAAUUUAGCUGUGGGAGUUCGUUGAAUUUUUAAAAAUUACAUAAUCCCUUAUUCUUUUUAUUGAAUCUUGUUAUUCUAACGUGACAAAUAAAUGUGCAAUAAUUCACUUU